This is a messenger RNA of Morone saxatilis (striped sea-bass), 3080 nucleotides long. It is a transcript of the gene cmtr2, whose product is annotated as cap methyltransferase 2. The transcript has 3 exons. Gene Ontology annotation, molecular function: methyltransferase cap1 activity. The record is from RefSeq and is a predicted model, not a curated record. Gene Ontology annotation, cellular component: cytoplasm; nucleus. Gene Ontology annotation, biological process: 7-methylguanosine mRNA capping. Lineage: Eukaryota; Metazoa; Chordata; Actinopteri; Moronidae. Bases 70 to 2373 code for a protein of 767 amino acids.
CAGUGUUACCCCCAGUCACGUGAAAGCGUGGUUCCGGUCCCUGACAGCAGCUACAGUCCGGUGUAGAGGAUGAGCUCAGGAAAUGGGACCAGGAGGAAAUCCAGGAAGCUGCAGCAUUUCAACAACAUGGUGGCAUUUGACCCUGAAACACAGACUCAGAUUCAAGGUCUCUUUAGUAAAGUCAGAACCUAUGUGAAACCAUCCAAUGGGGAGUGGCGCAUCCCCGACCCAAACGUUGCUCUCAGAGACUCUGCGGAGGAGAACCGCCGCCUGCAGGACCUGAAAGUGUCGCUGAAUGACGUAAAGAACCAGCUCAGCGACAAGAACGUCCAGGUCUGGCAUCAGCACACCAACUCCACCAAUCGAGCCGGGAAGGUGAUCAAUGCCGUACGUUCUGCUGCCAACGCGGAGAUCUGCACUCAGGCCUGGUGCAAGUUCUUUGAGAUCCUGGGAACCUUCAGUCUUCUUCCACUGGAGGCUCUUCAGAAUGGAGAGCUGAACACGGUCCACCUGUGUGAAGCUCCAGGGGCCUUUAUAACCGCUUUGAACCACUACAUGAAAACCAGCGAGUCCACACGCUACUGUGACUGGACCUGGGCCGCCAACACUCUCAACCCGUACCAUGAGGCUAACGGAGGGAGCACCACGAUCGCAGAUGAUCGGUUAAUUGCGAACACGCUGCCCUGGUGGUUCUUUGGCUCAGAUAACACAGGCAACGUCAUGAUCCAGAAGCAUUUGCUGGAGCUGCAGGCGUUUGUGGCUAACAUGCGUAGAGUUGAUCUGGUGACGGCAGAUGGCAGUUUUGACUGUCAGGAGAAUCCGGACGAGCAGGAGGCGCUGGUGGCGUCCCUGCAUUACUGCGAGGUCACAGCUGCGCUGCUGCUCCUGAGCCCCGGUGGCUCCUUUGUGCUGAAAAUGUUCACGCUGUAUGAACACUCCUCCAUCUGCUUACUCUACCUGCUGAACUGCUGCUUCCACUCCGUCAACGUCUUUAAACCUGCCACCAGCAAGGCCGGCAACUCUGAGGUCUAUGUCGUGUGUCUGAACUAUGACGGCAAGGAAGCUGUGAGGCCUCUGCUCUCAAAACUGAUCCGUAACUACGGACCACAUCUGGCUGACCGAGAGGCCCUUUUCCCAAACUCGCUUGUCCCGGAGUCCUUUCAGAAACAGCAUGAAGAGGUGUGCUCGUACUUCCACACGCUGCAGGUGGAGACGAUCAAAGAAAACCUGCGACUGUUUGAAGGAAUGAGCACAGAGCAGAGGCAGCGUCUCGACUACCUCAGGGACUGCGCGGCUCAGGAAUACCUGCAGCGCUUCCAGGUGAGUUUCCUUCCCCGGAGUCGAUGGAUCUCUCGUAACACGGUGAGUCCCGCCUGCUGCAGCGUCUCAGCGGGCCGACCUCUCGGACAGAAGAAGCAAACAGGCUCCUUCAAUGAGCGGAGGGAAUUGCAGACCCUGAGCUGGAGGGAGCGUAUCAACAGGGGUUGCUAUGCCACCUGGAUACAGAGACACUGCACUGAGACCAGCGGGACUGGCUGCAUAUUGGAAGGUACCCUGUCCGGGUGUCAAGUGGAUUCAUGGUAUGUUAUCGAAGGGGCCGCACUGCCUGCAGUCAGAAACUCUCCGUUCUGUGAUGGAGGAUUGUUAAACCACUUGAAUGAAGCCCUGACAGACACAGCGGUAGAGUGGACUCACACACCUCCCUGCGAGUCUUGCCACGCAGUUUGCACGGCCUCCAUCUUGUCCGAUGUUGCAGGUUUUUGCCAGUUCGCCACCGACGGCGAUGGGAACAAAACGAAGAGGCAGUGUCUGGUGUUUGGCAGCAGCUCAGUGUGGGGUGCCUGUGAAAGCCAUCUUGGGGAUUUAGUCAUAACAUUUUCUGCAGAGCCUUCAUUUCCUCAAAGAGGCUCCAUCACACUGCACGACGGUGAGCCGCUGUACCAGCAGCAGCUCUUAGGUUGUGUUGUCUUGUCCCUGCAGACCCUGAACUCUGGGGAUGCCCUGCUGCUGCCUGUGUUUUCUGCCCUCACCCGUGUCACAGCAGCUGUUGUGCUCUGCCUGCGUGUGUGUUUUCACUCAGUCACGUUCAGGUGUCCACCCCCCUCAGGCGUAGUCGGUACAGUGCUCGUGUGCGUUGGCUUCUGUCCUGAAGCUGCCGCACGAAUACUCCCUGUUCUUACUCAAGUCCAUAACUGCAUGGGUCACUUAAGAGAAGAGGAGGACUCGGGUAAACAUCUGCCACCUCAGAGUGACAGACAGGUGCUGCAGUUUGUUCCUAUGGAGGAAAUGCUCACUGGAGGACUGACUGAGUUCCUGUGGACCAUGAACUCUGAAAUCAUCCAACAGAAGCUGCACUUGCUCAUGCAAUCAUAGUGCAGUUUAGUGAGCUGUGACUCUGGGGUACACACUAUGGCUUCAGAGGCUGCAUCAUUAUGUUAUAGUCUGUUUUAUUGUUGCUGAGUCAGCAGACUGUUCAAACACGAGCUUCCAGCAGCUGGUCACUGAAUCAUUUUUGUCUGCUGACAUUAAAAGAGUACGUCGGACUCACAACAAACAAUUAUAAAGAAGAUAUCAUCUUUUUUUUAUUACCUAUUGCUUAUUAUUAUUCCUCGUGUGCCUGCAUUACCCACAAUGCAAAUUGACCGCUGACAGUUCAGUCUGCAUUUCAGGUGUGUUAUGCAAGCACUGGCUAAUGUAGCUUCGAGAUGCUAGCCUCAAACAGACAUAGGGAGUGGGCUACAGGGGUCUCACUUACUUACUUACUCAACAACCACAGAUUUAUUUUCAUUUCUGAACGCGAAGGCAGUUUAUCAUAUUUCAUGCUGCUCCCUCUGGACACAUGAAAGCCUUUUAUACAACUGUUUCAUAUAUACAGUUGUACUCUUUGUCCUGUAAACAGAAUCUGAUGAUGAUAAUAUUAUAGAGAUGGUGUUCUACAAACUGCUGUAUUUUCAGUUUAUGCUGCCUUUUAUUUAUGAAGGAUCCUCCAGUUGGUAUAAUGAUGUAUUGGAGUAUCUAAGGGAUGCUUCUGGGACUUACUGUAAUGAUGUAGAAAUUAAAAUACUUAACUUUUACACUUU